This is a messenger RNA of Suillus clintonianus, 501 nucleotides long. RefSeq lists its product as uncharacterized. The coding region runs from base 209 to 457 and encodes 82 amino acids. Lineage: Eukaryota; Fungi; Basidiomycota; Agaricomycetes; Boletales; Suillaceae. The record is from RefSeq and is a predicted model, not a curated record. The transcript has a single exon.
AGGCUCGUGACCAGCCUGGCUUACUAAUACCACGGACAAGUCGAGUGGCGAAGCCAGGCUGGUCGAUCUCGGAGAAAUUUGGCAGGAGGAGCGAGGAGUUUGAAAUUUAGUAGAUGCCGGUCGUGCCGGCGGUACUCGAUCGUAUGUAGCACAACUUAUGCAUCUACCAUACGCUCGUUCAGACUAUAUGCUAUGUUAAGUUUCAACCAUGAGUUCCAUACGACCUUUAUCGCUCGCUGCUCGAGAUGCGAUUGAAGAUCUCCCGACGGACUUUACGAGUGCGCUUUCAACGACACAACACCAGCAAGUUCUCGAGGCCAUCUCGCGACUCGAUUUCAUUUCCCAAGGAUCACAACAUCCGAAGUUGUUUCAACUCAGAUGUCUCGUAUCGUUACUUUCUGGAAGACACGUCGUACUUCGAGCUGCAACAGGCUCCGGCAAGACCCUCGUUCGAUAGCGAUUGGUCGUAAAACAACACGAAGUUGCUCACUCGCUCGCUCA